Myodes glareolus (Bank vole) is the source of this 906-nucleotide messenger RNA. Its product is annotated as vomeronasal type-1 receptor 4-like. Gene Ontology annotation, biological process: G protein-coupled receptor signaling pathway. Gene Ontology annotation, molecular function: pheromone receptor activity. Lineage: Eukaryota; Metazoa; Chordata; Mammalia; Rodentia; Cricetidae. The record is from RefSeq and is a predicted model, not a curated record. Gene Ontology annotation, cellular component: membrane.
AUGAAAUUAGAAAUGGCUUUGAAUGUUGAUGAAAUAACAAUAUUUCUUCUUCCAACUGGACUUGGCACUAUGGCUAAUGUUUCUGUUUUUGUCAAUCAAAUAUGCACUUUUGUGAGCUCUAGAAAGAAAUCCAUACAUCUUAUUCUCAUCCACUUGGCUUUCACAAAUAUUAUAAUGCUUUUGCUCAAGGGCACGCAAAUAACAAUUGCAGCCUUAGGUCUGAAACACUUCCUAGGGGACUUAGGCUGUCUCAUUAUUUUUUAUCUAAGAAGGGUGGCCCGUGGACUCUCCAUCUGCACCAGCGGUCUCCUCACUGUGGUCCAGGCCAUCAUCAUCAGCCCCAGAGCCUCUUGGUGGGGGAGUCUCAAACUGAGGUCUCCAGAGUAUGUGCUUCUCUCCCUGCUUUUCUUUUGGAUUCUCAAUUCUGUGAUCAGCAUGAACAUCCUCCAUUCCAUCAGAAACAGAGGUACAAACACACUGCAACUGAGUAUUAAUGAUCGAUAUUGUUAUUUCAGAAAAGAAAGUCAGAAAAUAAACAACAUUUUUCUCAUGCUCAUGGUCCUGAGAGAUGCUGUGUUUCAGGGAGCCAUGGGAGGGGCCAGUGGCUACAUGGUAUUUCUUCUCCACAAGCACCACCAGCAUGUCCUCUACCUUCAGAACUCCAAGUUUCUCUACAGAACUCCCCCUGAGCUGAGAGCUGCUCAGAGUGUCCUCCUUCUGAUGCUCUGUUUUCUUUUCUUCUACUGGACAGAUUGUUUUGUUUCUUUACAUUUAUCUUUCUCUUGGAAGAAUGACUCCUUAACAAUGAAUUUUCAAGAAUUUCUGACCAUUGGUUAUGCAGUUCUCAGUCCAUGGAUACUGAUUCACAGGGAUGGACAUCUGGCUAAAUGUUGGUGUGCUCGGUAA